AUGAUGAAAACAUAUUUGGGAAUUGAUAUUGGGACGACCAACUUAAAGGUUGGUAUUGUAAAUGGCGAGGGAGAGUAAGUGACAUAUUGAUUGGUAAUGCUUUGAGGGUUGUGUAUGAGGAGUCUUCCACUCAUAAUGCCCAUGUGAAUACUACGUUCAAUCAUGAUGAACAGGACCCGCGGAAGAUCUUGACUGACUUGGAGUCUAUUUUCAAGAGGAACAAACAUUUUUUGCAUGAGGUGGAAGGGAUUACUGUAACUGGUCAAAUGCACGGGAUCCUUUUUUGGGACAGCACGGCGGAUGUUUGGGAUGGAAAGGAUAAAGAAUCCACGUCAAAUCUAAUUACUUGGAUGGAUCAGCGAUGUGAUGAAUCCUUUUUACAUUCGUUGCCACUGUAAGAUAGAGUUUGUUGAUACGGUGAGGUAAUAAGUUAUAGGUGGGAAAAUGAAACCGGAGCCAAAGAGUCGAAUGUUUCCACGGGAUAUGGUCUAGCCACUCUGAUAUGGUUGCAUAAACAUGGAUUAAUUAACAAAAGAUGGGAUCGAUGCGGAACGAUAAUGGAUUUUGUGGUGUUUUCCCUGGGAGUCAAAGAGUAUUUUAUAUCGGAUCAAUUGGCAUUCAGUUGGGGAUACAUGACGAAUAAGGGGGAAUGGCAAAAGGUACUUUAUUAAUUUAAUGUUAUGUCGAUGUUUUAGAACAUCCUCUCAUUAAUUUAUCCCUUGGCUUUGCCUGAAAUAAAACCAUCAGGCACGAUCUACAGUAGUCCAAUAAUUUCUUCUUUUUUCUCUAAGGAUGUCAAGAUCUACGUGUCUGUCGGAGAUCUGCAAGCCAAUAUGUUUGGAUUUGUCACAGAACAGACAGCAGGUAGGGCAACAUCUGUAAAAAAUUUUACUUUGUGGCACUUCAUCUUGGAACAUCGGCUCAAUUGGCAUACUGUAGCUCGUCGAAAAUGGUUGCUGAUGAGUUCAAACAUCUUCUGAGGGUUCCUUAUUUUAAUGGGAAAUAUCUCAUCGUGGCCGCCUCAUUGAAUGGAGGGAAUGCGUUGGACAAUUUUGUAAAAGUAAGUGUUGUAUUACAUACAACACAAUUUUCAGUUGAUUUCGACAUUUCAUGAUCAAUUGUUUGGAGCUACAAAGAAGACCUUGAAUGAAAGAAACCUGCAUCAACUGUUGGAAACCCCUGAUGGCCAGGGAAAUCGGUCAGAUCCAAUAAUACGACCCCUAUUUUUGGGCGAGAGACAUUCUAAUCAAAGGGCUUCUAUCAGCAACCUCUCGGCUGAUACGCGCUUGGACGAAGUGAGUUGUUCUCUGAUCAGAUCAUAAGACCACCUUCUUAUAAAUAUUUAGUGCGUGCGUGCAAUCAAGAAAGGUGUCAUCGAGAAUUUGGCAGAAAUGUUACCAGUUAACCUAUUAGAAAGUAAUGGAAUUCAAAAUGUGAUUUUAUUGAACCGUGCCGCAAAUGAUGAAAUUUGUUUUACAACAGCAAAGCAGACAUUUGAGCCCUUGACCGUCAUCAAAUCGACCAAGAAUAUAUCGGCUGCAUUAGGAGCUGCAAGACUUUGUAUUCAAAAAUAA
Molecule: messenger RNA, 1574 nt
Organism: Bursaphelenchus xylophilus (pine wood nematode)
Lineage: Eukaryota; Metazoa; Nematoda; Chromadorea; Rhabditida; Aphelenchoididae
Source: the annotation of a GenBank genome assembly